GCCACGAACGUAGCACGUAUUUCAAGUUAUAAAAUAAAAUGGAUUCAAAAAACAAAUGGAAACCAAAGGAACAACAACUAAUCCAACUAGUAAAGGAUUAUAAAGUAUGUGAUAUUGAGUACGAUACUCCAAUUUCCAAGAGAACAACCAUAAAAAAGGUUAUCUGGGGUAGGAUAUCGCGAGAUUUAGGUAGAAGUGAGGUAAGAUGUCGCAGAAUGUGGAUAAAUAUAAGCAUUAUUUAUAAAAGACUGGCGAUAAUGAUCAAUGAAGGAAAAUUGUCUGUGUCAGAAACUCGCAAGAAUCACAAGGUGGCAAAAUAUUUCGACGGAUCUCUUGAUUUUCUUGAUACCUGGAUUAAUCACGCGACUCGACACGACGUCAUAAAAGUAAAACUACAUGCAAGGACUAAACUUACUCUCUCAAAAUUACUUGGGUAUGACAUUGAUAUGGAAACAAAUGAUUCAAUUAAAAAUAAGAUACGUAAUGAUGUAAAAGGCGUUGUAGACAAAGCAGAUGCAGAAAGCAUAUCCAAAGAAGAGUGUCAUAAAAAUGUGGGAUUGGCUAAAUUUAAGGUGAAACACAUUUUUAGUAAAAGAAAAUUUAAAUUGAAGACUUACUUGAAUGAUUUAGAAGUUGCUAUUGUAUGCAGUGUACAAGAGCCUAAAGAACGAAGAUUAUUGAUGAAAGAAAUCGACGCAAUUGUAAAUGAUUUAUUGCAAGGAUGAAUAUUUUUAAAAGACUAUAAAAAAGAAGAAGGUUUAUAAAUAGUUUUUUUUAAACGUAGUUUAUUAUUUGCGAUGUUUAUAGCUAACGUUGAAUUCAUCUUACUAUUCAACCGACUGAUUUAUAUUUUAAUAUUUGUACAAGACAAAUAAUAAUAAUUUGAUUUUUAAACUACAUAGGUAACUGUUCGGCGAGGUAUCUCAACUAGUUUCAAGCCAUACUAUAAUCCUAUAACAAUGAGCAGACAAUCUUCCAAUCGGGAGAGCCACAUAGCUAAUAUCUCGAGGAUCGAAAUUGAUUAUCUCCUUGAACAAUUAAUUAAGUCAUUUAUACUUUAAUUAAGGUAUCCAUAUUUCAUACUUUUUCAUAAUAAUUAUAACACAUAAAUGUUUUAAUGUUUGUGUAUUGUUGAUUAUUGCAUAAAUUUGUCUUAUCUUUAAAAAUGAUUCAAUGUUGACAAAUUGGAAAUUUUUGCAUGUGAUCUUAAUUACUCGACCGCUUAAUUAGUAAGCAUGCAUUCAUACAUUGUAUCGGUAA
Spodoptera litura is the source of this 1260-nucleotide messenger RNA. NCBI's taxonomy places the organism in Eukaryota, Metazoa, Arthropoda, Insecta, Lepidoptera, Noctuidae. The record is from RefSeq and is a predicted model, not a curated record.